Onychomys torridus (southern grasshopper mouse) is the source of this 3363-nucleotide messenger RNA. Its product is annotated as vomeronasal type-2 receptor 116-like. Gene Ontology annotation, cellular component: membrane. The record is from RefSeq and is a predicted model, not a curated record. Gene Ontology annotation, biological process: G protein-coupled receptor signaling pathway. The transcript is spliced from 9 exons. Gene Ontology annotation, molecular function: nucleic acid binding; G protein-coupled receptor activity. Lineage: Eukaryota; Metazoa; Chordata; Mammalia; Rodentia; Cricetidae. Bases 1 to 3363 code for a protein of 1120 amino acids.
AUGGUGAAGGUCGACCGUCAUUGGCACCCCUCAGCAGAUGCCAGUCACCCUUUGUCCAUGUGGCGAGACACCCUUACAGGCGUUUGGAAUGGUCCAGAUCCUGUACUUAUCUGGGGCCAUGGCUCUGCUUGCAUCCUUGAUCAGGCACAUGAUGCCCCACGCUGGCUCCCUGAGCGCCUGGUCCGAUCUGUGUUGACGGAGCGACAGGAUGUCAUCUGGCAAACCUCCCUAGUCACCCCUGGCCCUUGGUGGCCAGACCUGUUUCCAGACCUCUGUAAGCUCGCAUCAGGCUCUACGGCCCCUUGGGGUCUAGAAAGCGACUCCCCGCCUCCCCACACACCACGUAACCGCUCCCUACAGGCCCGUGCCCCGCCUGGAUGUAGCAACGCCUUCCUUCGCUCCCGCCUCACUAGGCCCACCCUCUAUGUCUGCCCUGGUUACCAUCGUCCCCGCUCGAGUCAUUACACUUGUGGUGGUCGCCCUGAGCACCAUUGCAAGGCCUGGGGUUGUGAAACCACCGGUGAUACAUACUGGGGCCCUUCCUCAUCCUGGGACUUUAUAACUGUUAGGGCCAAUUACUCCCGCCCUAAGAAUCCCUGGACUAUUAGACCUGAGUGCGUUAAUUCAUGGUGUCAUCCUCUUAGGAUCCGAUUUACUGACCCCGGAAAGAAGGCUACCAAUUGGGAGCGGGGCUAUGAAUGGGGCCUCUUACUCUACCAAGAUGGCCGAUUCAUGGCUGAUUAUUGUCUUUACAAAACAUUGGGAAGUGUGAAUCAGGAAGACUAUAAUGAGUGUGAGACCAACCUGAUCUUGUUUAAUCACAGCCAUGCAUAUGCCUAUAGCUCCUCUGAGUGUUAUUUCAGAAUCAAAGAAGAUUUUCACCAUGAAGGAGAUGUGGUCCUUGGUGUAUUUUUCCCAGUUCAUACUUUCUACACAGGCAACAAAGUUCCACAUCCUUACCUGCCAUACUUUUAUACCGACAUUCACACACAGUAUAAUUUUAAAAUAUAUGAGUUGGUUCUGUCCCUCAUAUUUGGCAUUGAGGAGAUCAACAGGAACCCUCACAUUUUACCCAACAUAUCUCUGGGAUUUGAUUUUUAUAAUGUCCCAUACAGUGAGAAAAACAUUCUUGUCAAUGCCCUUAUUUGGCUCACAGGCAUGAAUAGUCCUUACCUUAAUUAUAACUGUGUAAAGGAGAGAAAGUCAACUGCUGCAAUAACAGGACCAUCAUGGGCAAAAUCCGCCCAUAUUGGGACACUGCUUCAGCUCUACAAAUUUCCACAGCUCACUGUUGGUCCUUUUGAUCCUAUCUUGAGUGACAGAGGUCAGUUUACUUCUCUCUACCAGAUGGCACCCAAAGGCACAUCUCUGUCUCUUGCCAUGGUCUCUUUGAUGCUUCAUUUUGGCUGGUCCUGGGUUGGUCUGCUUAUCUCAGAUGACCACAGAGGGACUCAGUUUCUAUCAGAUAUCACAGAAAAUGUGGAGAAUAAUCAAGUCUGCCUAGCUUUUGUUGAAAUGAUCCAAAGCACCUGGAAUUCAUUUCCGUACAAAUACUGGAAAAGUCUUGGCAUGGUCAAGGAGUCAUUGGCCAAUAUCAUCAUUAUCUAUGGUGACAAUGAUUCACUACAAGGCUUAAUGAGAAAUCUAGGGCAACAGAUUUUGACAAGGAAAGUCUGGGUUAUGACCUCUCAAUGGGACUUUACUAAUAUUGCUGAUUUUUUCUUGCUAGAUUCAUUCCAUGGAAGUCUCAUUUUUUCACAACACCAUGAGCAGGUUAUUGAGUUUAAAGAAUUUAUCCAAACAGUUAAUCCUUAUAAAUACCCAAAAGACAAUUACCUUCCUAAAUUGUGGUUUUUGUUCUUCAAGUGUUCAUUUUCAGAGCUUGAUUGUCAACUUUUGGAGAACUGCCAACCCAAUGCCUCCUUGGAAUUCCUACCUAGACAUAUCUUUGAUAUAUCAAUGAAUGAAGACAGCUACAAUACAUACAAGGCUGUUUAUACUGUGGCCCAUAGUCUCCAUGAGAUGAGUAUUCAGCAAGUACAAAUGCAACAAUUUGGAAAUAGGGAAAGCAUGGUGCUCUUCCCCUGGCAGCUGCAUCCUUUCUUGAGGAAUAUCCAUGUGGGAGUCAACAUGGCUUUAGAAUGGAAACAGAAGUUAGAUGAUAAUAAGUAUGAUAUUCUCAACUUUUGGAAUUUUCCAAAGGGUCUUGGACAAAAAGUGAAAGUAGGAACCUUUUUGCCCAAUGCUCCCCGUGGUCAACAGUUGUCUUUAUCUGAGCAGAUGGUACAAUGGCCAAAAAUAUAUUCCAAGAUUCCUCAUUCUGUGUGCAGUGAGAACUGUGGACCUGGAUUCAGGAAAAUUUCCCUAGAGGGUAAGGCUGUUUGCUGCUAUGAUUGCACUCCUUGUGCAGACAAUGAGAUUUCCAAUGAGACAGAUAUGGUAAAGUGCAUAAAGUGUCCAGACAGUCAUUAUGCAAACACAGAGAAGAAAGAGUGCCUCCAGAAAACUACGACAUUUUUUGAUCAUGAGGACCCCUUGGGGAUGUCUCUCACAAUCAUAGCUCUGUGCUUCUUUGUCCUCACAACUGUGGUUCUUGCAUUAUAUGUGAAGCACAGAGACACUCCAAUUGUCAAGGCUAAUAAUAGGACACUCAGUUACAUGUUGCUCAUCACACUCAAUGUCUGUUUCCUAUGUUCCUUGCUCUUCAUUGGCCGUCCCAACACUACCACAUGUAUCCUGCAGCAGAUCAUAUUUGGAGGUGCUUUCACUGUGGCUCUUGCCACUGUGUUGGCCAAAGCUAUCACUGUGGUUAUUGCCUUCAAGGUCACCUUUCCAAGGAAGGUGGUGAGGUGGUUAAUAAUAUCAAAGGCUCCAAACUUUAUAAUCCCCAUAUGUUCUCUUGUCCACCUUGUCUUCUGUGGAAUCUGGCUAGGAACCUCCCCUCCCUUCCUUGACAAAGAUGUUCAAGCUCAGCAUGGACAUAUCAUCCUUGUAUGUAACAAGGGCUCUGAUUUUGCCUUCCAUGCUGUACUGGGAUACCUCUGCUCCUUGGCACUUGGAAGUUACGUUAUGGCUUUUUUGUCCCGGAAUCUGCCAGACACAUUCAAUGAAGCCAAGUUCCUAUCAUUCAGCAUGCUGGUGUUCUUCUGUGUUUGGGUCACAUUCCUCCCUGUCUACCACAGCACCAAGGGGAAGGUCAUGGUGGCUAUGGAAGUCUUCUCUAUCUUGGUUUCUAGUGCAUCCCUCCUGGGCUUCAAUUUUGGCCCUAAGUGUUACAUUAUCUUAGUAAGGCCAGAUAAGAAUUCUAUUCAUCAUAUCAGGAAUAGGCCACAUUCUGAAUGGAAAAACCCUCUCAAAACCUAG